This is a messenger RNA of Phytophthora infestans T30-4, 1154 nucleotides long. Its product is annotated as WD domain-containing protein, putative. The record is from RefSeq and is a predicted model, not a curated record. NCBI's taxonomy places the organism in Eukaryota, Oomycota, Peronosporomycetes, Peronosporales, Peronosporaceae. Gene Ontology annotation, cellular component: COPII vesicle coat; nuclear pore outer ring. The transcript has a single exon. Bases 126 to 1154 code for a protein of 342 amino acids. Gene Ontology annotation, biological process: protein import into nucleus; COPII-coated vesicle budding. Gene Ontology annotation, molecular function: protein binding; structural molecule activity.
CGCCGGCGAGCGGUCAGUUCGCCGCGCCGCACGGACAGCUUCACCCUCUUCAGUCGCAACACCCUCAGAAGCAAAUGACGUCGCGCCAAACACCCGCUGCGAGCAUCGACACGGAGCACAACGAUAUGAUCUACGACAUCCAGCUUGACUACUACGGCAAGCGCUUGGUCACUUGUUCGUCCGACCGGACCUUCCGUGUGUACGACGUGUCGAAAGCCAUGGUGGCAGGUGGAGAUAGCGACGACCAUUCAGCAGUGAAGGACGGACUGGAGCCGCAGCAGGAGCAGCAGCUUCACGUAUUGCAACACGUGGUUCCUCUGGCCGACGACUCGGCGGCCCCGAUUCACCGCGUGGCCUGGGCGCACCCUAAGUUUGGGGCAGUGCUCGCUCUGGCAGCUCAGGAUGGUAAGGUGUACAUCUACCGAGAAGAAUUAGUCCAACAGGGUACUGGAGGAGUAAGCAAUGUGACGGAAUGGCGGCUCAAACACGUGCAUGAGUUCCACUCGCUGGCCGUGCUUAGUGUGGCCUGGGCGCCGUACGAAUACGGACUAUGUCUAGCGAGUGCAUCGGCUGACGGACAAGUCUCAUUCCUUACCCGUACGCGGGAAGGGUGGGUGGUGUCGUCGAGUUUUCGCAACUCGGAGGAGGGAAUGGGCUGUACUUCUGUGAGCUGGGCGCCUUACAACUCGUUGGGCUCGCAAGGAGCUCAAGGACCCGUCCAGCGUGUGGUCACUGGAUCAUGUAACCACGCAGUUACUAUUUGGCAGUUUGUUACUGCGCCACAGGAAGAUAGCAAUGCUGGCAACAGCUACUGGAAAGUUGUGAUCACUCCUUUUUACGGACACAACGACUGGGUUCGCGAUGUGGUAUGGGCGCCAAAUGUGGGUAUACCGGCGAACGCGAUUGCAUCUGGGUCGGAUGAUCACACAGUGCGUGUGUGGACCCAAGAUGAAGCUGAUGGCGAGUGGGCGUCCCACGUCCUGCACACGUUCCGCGCGCCGGUGUACCGUUUGAGCUGGUCACUUACGGGCUCUGUGCUUAGUGUCGCUGCUGGUGAUGACGAAGUAACCUUCUGGAAGCAGCAGAGCAAUCAUGAAUGGACGCAGAUGUCUUCAGUAAAUGAUCAAGGCGCAACUAUAAUCACGAGCAAUUAG